CAGGAUCCUGCUACAUUGUGACCCCGAGUAUCGGAGGAUCCGGCUACAUUGUGACCCGAGUAUCGGAGGAUCCGGCUACAUUGUGACCCGAGUAUCGGAGGAUCCGGCUACAUUGUGACCCGAGUAUCGGAGGAUCCGGCUACAUUGUGACCCGAGUAUCGGAGGAUCCGGCUACAUUGUGACCCGAGUAUCGGAGGAUCCGGCUACAUUGUGACCCGAGUAUCGGAGGAUCCGGCUACAUUGUGACCCCGAGUAUCGGAGGAUCCGGCUACAUUGUGACGGAUGGAGGCAGCGGGGGUUACAUCACAGAUGAAGAGGCAGCGGAGGAGCAGUGAUGGGGUCUUGGUGUAAGGUGGAUGUGGUUCGCCGGUUGCACAGUAUAUCUUAGUCCCUCAGGGGAUGCAGCUGCUAAUCUUAUAAUAGAGCCCGGAGUCUGUACUGAAGCCGACGAUAAUGAACAACACGGACGUAUUCGCUCCAGUGGGUGACGCGGGGCCCUUUGCCAUGCGGGGCCACAAGCAGCGCUGUAUGUCCGCCGUGGAACCAAGCACCCCCUCCGAGAUGGAUUUAAAGGACGAGGAACAGGACCGCUUCCUAGGUGUCCCGCUGCGCCGGUACUGCCCCACGCGGAGCUCCGCCCACAUCCGCGAUUCCUUCCGAAGGCACAGCUGGGAGCCGGGAAAGAGGCUGCAAGAGGAGGAGUCUAAUUAUGACGAGCUCAGCCUCAGCCUGAAGGGCCUGGACCCCGAAGAGAUAGAGGCCAUGGGCUACCCCAAGGACCCGCGCCGGGCUCCCAUCACCUCCAGUAACGACGAACUGGAGAACCUGCUGCUGAUGCGGGGCGAAGAUCUGGAGGUGACGCAAGAGGAACACGCCAAGCGGCUCCGCGAUUACCUGUCCUCCCAGAACUACUGCCUGUACAACCCGCUCUCCAAAUCCUUCUCCAUGACCGGGAUCGACCACUGCUUCCCCGACGAUGUGUCUCUCUACUCUCACGGACAACGCAUGAGCAACGGACUGAGCGCCGUGAGCUGCGGGGAGAUUGACUCUCUGGAGACAGACGAGAAGGAGAACAGAUUAAAGGAGGAGUCCCCCUUCGGGAGGACGCUGAGCUUCAUCAGGAAGAUGACCAGCGGCAAACACAAGAAUAAAGACAAGGAGAAGAUGAAGGACGCCAAGGACACGCGUUACACCAACGGGCACCUCUUCACCACCAUCACCGUCUCCGGGACCACCAUGUGCUUCGUGUGCAAUAAGAGCAUCACGGCCAAGGAGGCGCUCAUCUGUCCGACGUGCAGCGUCACCAUCCACAACCGCUGCAAGGACGCCCUGCCCAGCUGUACUAAGGUCAAACAGAAGCAGCAGAAAGCGGCCUUCAUAAAGAACAAUAGCGCCCUUCAGAACGUGUCUUUGCGGAAUAAAACCAGUACACUAAGGGAGAGACCCAACUCCGCCAUCUACCCCUCCGACAGCCUCCGACAUUCCCUGCUGGGAUCCCGGCGCGGGCGGCCAUCUUUGUCUCUUUCCAAAAGCGUCUCCACCACCAACAUAGCCGGGAAUUUGAACGAUGAAAGUCCGCUGGGCAUAAGAAGGAUCUUGUCGCAGUCCACCGACUCCCUGAACAUGAGGAACCGGACCCUGUCUGUGGAGUCUCUCAUUGAUGAAGGUGCCGAUGUCAUCUACAGCCAGCUGAUGAGUGACUUUGCCACGGAUGAGAAGGAGUUCGAGGCAGAUUCGUGGAGCUUAGCUGUGGAUAAUAAUUAUCUUCAGCAGCACAAGAAGGACGUCAUGAAACGUCAGGAUGUCAUCUAUGAGCUCAUCCAAACCGAGGUCCACCACGUCCGGACGCUGAAGAUCAUGACCAACAUCUUCCGGAAGGGGCUGGUGGAGGACCUGCAGAUGGACCCGGCCCUGGUGCAGAAGAUGUUCCCAUGCGUGGACGAGCUCAGCGACAUUCACAUCCGCUUCCUCAUCCAGCUGCUGGAAAGGCGCAAAGAUUCUCUGGCUUCCGACAGCAACAAGAAUUUCGUCAUCAACAAGCUGGGAGACAUCCUCAUCAACCAGUUUUCAGGGACCAACGCGGAGCACAUGAAGAAGGCCUACACCGAGUUUUGCAGUCAGCAUCACAAGGCUGUGAAGCUGUACAAGGAGCUCUUCUCCCGAGACAAGAAGUUCCAGCAGCUCAUACGGAAAAUGACCCGCUCCCAACUACUCCGGAGACACGGCGUGCCAGAAUGUAUUCUACUGGUGACCCAGAGGAUCACCAAGUACCCGGUUCUCAUCGAUCGGAUACUUCAGAACUCCAAAGCAAAAAAGCAGAUGCGUGUUUGCCGCAUUUUUGCGACGGAGCCGUGUGAAAGCAGCCUAAGUGACGAGGAGGAGUACCAGGACCUGGCGGCCUCGCUGACCUUAAUAAAGGAACUCAUCACCUCCAUUGACCAGGAGGUCUUCAACUACGAGAAAAACACGCGACUGCAGGAGAUCUACCUGAAAGUGGACAGCAAGUCCGCCGCCUCCGUCCAAGGCGAUUUUUGCUUCGGCAAAGAGGAGCUACUAAGACGGAAGCUCGUCCACGAAGGGUCCCUGCUGUGGAAGACCGCUGCUGGCCGGUUCAAAGACGUCAUCAUGCUGCUAAUGACAGACGCCCUGAUUCUUCUCCAAGAAAAGGACCAAAAAUACUACUUUCCCACCCUGGACAAGUCAGCCGUGAUUUCAUUACAAAACCUCAUCGUCAGGGACAUUGCCAAUCAGGAGAAAGGGAUGUUUCUGAUCAGCGCCAAGCCUCCAGAGAUGUAUGAAGUUCACUCGGCCUCCCGGGAGGAGAGGAACAUGUGGAUGAAGGUCAUUGCACAGACAGUAAAAGUAUGUCCAAAACGGGAAGAAUUCCCACUGAUUGAAACCGAAGUGGAAGCCAAAUUGAGGAAAUUGAAAGAGGUCAUACAGCAGAGGGACACGGAGGUGGCGGCCAUCAUGGAGGAGAAGGUGACGCUGUUUUCCAAGGUGCUACAGCUGCAGGCGGGAGAGGACGCGCCAGUCAUGGGGAACACCCGCAAGCUGUUCCGGACGGAAUCCACGGACAGCUACCGAGGAGAGAAACUCAUCACUGAGGCCAUCAAAGAAGUGGAAGCGCUGAAGGACGUCAUUAUAACGAUAGGAAACGAGCAGCUGCUUAUAGUCGAUCACAAUCACACCUCUGUCCCAGCCAGUAAUCCCACACAUGGCAACUCGAGCAGUGUGAACGGAUCUCUGGACAGGGAUGAGGACCAGAAGGACCGGAACGGCAACCAACUGCAGAAUAAGAGCCCGCAGGAGGAGGCUCUGCAAAGGAUCUCCAACUUGUACACCUUGUUGCACGGACUCCAGGUGGUGGUGGCCCAGCAAGACAGUCUGUUGAGUCUACAGAUCCCAGACAGCACAGACAAGAAGGAGAACCUAAACCGCACCGACAAGAAAGAGAACCUGUCCCGCACCAACUCCCGCGACCUGUCUGUAGUAGACCCCUUAUCCAAGAGCAUGGACAAGUCCGGCACCGAGCUGACCCUUCUCCAGCGACAGCAUACCCUGCUGCAAGAGGAGCUGCGCCGCUGCAGACGACAGUGCGAGGAGCGGGCGCAGGAGGCGGGAACCUUGGAGGCGCGGCUCAGGGAGAGCGAGCAGAUGAGGAACAAACUGGAACUUGAGCUGGAGGAGGGGAAGAAGCAGCUGGAGCUGGCUACCCUGCAGAAAGGCAAUAUGGUGGCUGAUAUUGGUAGAAGUCCUAGGGGGACUGACCCAAGAAGGCGGAGCUUGCCAGCCGGAGACGCCCUGUACCAAACCUUCACUCCACCCCAGAUAAACCACGACCGCCGAUCUCUGGCCACCCUGGAUGGCCCAGGCCCGAUCCCUGUCAUCACCUUACAGGAGGACUCUGACCUGAAAGACGACUUCAGCGACCUCACCGAGCUGGAGAGGCUGCCAGAGACUGUAGACACAGAGUCCUCAGAGGAAGAGGGAGGAGGGCCGCCAACGUCGCCAUCAAGCGCGCGAGAAUUCCAGAGAAUGCAGGACAUUCCGGAGGAGGCCGAGAGCACGCAAGACCUGAAGGACGCGGAAACCGGAUCGUCAGAGAGCUGAUCCGUGCCAGAAGACGGCUACCACCGAAAACACAAGACGGACGCGCUGCUCCACCUGGAAGCCCCCCCAGCCGAGCAGUAAGAAGAGAGAUGACUGUUAGCGGAGAGAGAGACAUUUCAUCUCUUCCUUCCCAAAAAAAUAAACUUUCCUCGCGACGAUAACGGACCAACUCAACAAUUUCUUAUAGGGCUGCGUGUGACUGUUCUACGGACGCAACAUAUUCACUGAUGGGGGGAGGGGUGAAAGACUGAAACGUCAUUAUUAAAUGUGAUGCAAUGCAAAAUUAGCGGCGGAAUCGAGCCGUGGCUUUUUUUUUUUUUUUUUUAACUAGUGAAAUGAAUUUGGUUUGCCAAAUAAAACAGCGACAGUAUGAAAAGUUCAGAUGAAUUCGAAUUUUGACACAAAAGGCAAACGCAUUUGAAAGGAGGUAGCCGAUUGGUACAUGGGUUAAGCAUCCAAUCAAAGCCAUGCUACACAGGGCAAGACGUUGAACUACAAGUCUCAUCAUCCAUUUCAGGACAGCGUAGUCUGCGGCUCCUUCAGAUUUGCGCUUUUUUUUUGGGGGGGGGGGUCUCAUUAUCUUGUUGGGAAACAAAUGGGGGGGUCUGCAUUUAAAGCAACGUUGCCACCUUGUGGCAGGAUCUGUGUACUGCAGGACAAGACCGAGAAUGCCGUCUGAGAGACACCUGGUUGGCUUUUUAAAGGACAGGUAGCACUUUAAAACAUCUGAACUGAAACCAAAAUACCCAACAAUGUAACUAAAUCUCAUUAAAAUUUUCUUUACAAAAACGGUAAUACUUAAAACGUAAUGAUUUGUAGAUAUUCAGGCCAGACCCCCCUUUUAGCCUCCACCCCCCCACUGCCAAACUGGAAGAUCUGCGCUAAAGCACAACGCCCGCUACGUGGCAAGGCUCUCUUUUAGUAUAUAUAUUUUUUCUUUAUGCGGUCCAUAUUUUAAGUUAUUUUUUUCAUAAGCAAUGAGGUGCAAGAAAAAGCUAUAGGAAGGCGGGGUGUAAAAAAAACAAAAAAUGGCAUAUUGCAGCCCUUUGGGGGUGGGGGCGCCACUCACGAAGCCGAUCCCUGUAAUCAAUGCCUAUUUGAGUUAUUGCAGAAGAUUAAUGCUGUGAUCCUGGACAAGGUCCCAAACACAGUAUAGGAGGGAAAGGGACCACGGGGCCUAGAUGCCAGACUGCAGCCCAGGGGGAGGGGGGGUCAAUAAGAAUGUUAACGGGGCAAUUCCCUUUCUAAAAUGUAAAAAAAAAAAAAAAACGCGCAUUGUCAGGCCUCCAGUAAAGUUUCUCCCUGGUGGUUAAAUGCAGCUUUUUUUUUACCCCAAAAAUGUCUGAUUAAAGGUCUGGGGGGGGGGGGGGUGCAAAGACGAGCACACCAUUACAGUACACAGUGUCAGAGGUUAAUUCUGAGGAAUCAUGCUGUAUCGUCAACUUUCAAAAUAAAAUAAAAAGUCCAUGCAAAACCAUACGUACAAUAAUCACCGACACCGGUUAGCCCCGCCCACAGCCUGAAUUUGGGGGGUGGGCUCCCAAAUCACACCCGCUUUACAAGUUGACACCCACUAUGUCACCGACUCACGAAGCCGACCCCUGUAAUUAAUGCCUAUUUGAGGCAUUGUACAAGGUUGAUGGUUUGAUCCCGGACGAGCCCCCAUAAAGUAUAAAUCGGAGGGGAGAGAACAAAGGGUCGACACGCCAGAACGGAUUGGUGGAAUCAUGUUGGCUUUGAGUUCCCAGCUCAAAGCCAACCUCUACAAAAAAAAAGGAGCUAGCAGCUCCAACCACACGCACAGCCAAUAAAGGGGGCUCCUUCCCUCUGAUGAACUAUCGGGUUGUGGAGAAAAUGAUCAGAUAACGCCCACCACCACCCAAAAAAAAAUGCUAGAUUUGGUUUUAGACCAUGGUGGGUUAUCAUUUCAACAGUGAUGGAGCUUCAAAGAGAAGGCCCACCUCUGUCGAUUUCAUCUUUUCGCUUCUAACGCCUCAAACCGAUACAAUUUUAAUGCCUAGUUGAAGUAUUGUAAAAGGUUGAUGCUUUGAUCUCGGACGAGCCCCCAUUCACCAUAAAUAGUUCUUAGCUCAAAGCCAACCUCCUAUACAAAAAAGGAGUUGGGAAAUCCACCCACACCUACAGCCAAUAAGCGGGUCUCCUUGCCUCUGAUGAAAUAUCAGAUUAUGGAAAAAAUGAUCAGAUAACGCCCACCACCACCUGGAAAAAAAAAAUGCUAGAUUUGGUUUUAGAUGAUGGCGGGUUAUCAUUUCAACAGUGAUGGAGCUUCAACGAGAAGGCCCACCUCUGUCGAUUAGAUCUUUUCGCUUCUAACGCCUCAAACCGAUACAAUUUUAAUGCCUAGUUGAAGUACUGUACAAGGUUGAUGCUUUGAUCCCGGACGAGCCCCCAUACACCAUAAUCGGAGGGGAGAGAACAAAGGGCCGAGACGCCAGAACUGAUUGGGUGGGAUCACGUUGGCUUUGAGUUCCCAGCUCAAAGCCAACCUCCUCUACAAAAAAGGAGCUAGCAGCUCCACCCACACGCACAGCCAAUAAAGGGGGCUCCUUCCCUCUGAUGAACUAUCGGGUUGUGGA
Rana temporaria (common frog) is the source of this 6710-nucleotide messenger RNA. RefSeq names its product Rho/Rac guanine nucleotide exchange factor 2 (gene ARHGEF2). The record is from RefSeq and is a predicted model, not a curated record. The coding region runs from base 454 to 4113 and encodes 1219 amino acids. Gene Ontology annotation, biological process: regulation of Rho protein signal transduction; actin filament organization; cell morphogenesis. Gene Ontology annotation, molecular function: microtubule binding; guanyl-nucleotide exchange factor activity. Gene Ontology annotation, cellular component: cytoskeleton; ruffle membrane. The transcript is spliced from 29 exons. Lineage: Eukaryota; Metazoa; Chordata; Amphibia; Anura; Ranidae.